This is a messenger RNA of Spirodela intermedia, 3479 nucleotides long. Lineage: Eukaryota; Viridiplantae; Streptophyta; Magnoliopsida; Alismatales; Araceae. The record is from the annotation of a GenBank genome assembly.
AUGGGCCGGGGGAAAAGCCCGUUCGACGGGAUUAGGUCCGAGCCCGGUUAUUGCCCUGUUGUCUUCUCCAUUUUUGCUUACUCGAAGGUUCGAAGACUCUCUCUCUCUCUCUCUCUCUCUCUCUCUCUCUCUCUCUCUCUCUCUCUCACACACACACACACACACACACACACACAAAGGCAGUGUUGCUGAGCUCUUGAGGUGGUAUUGCAGAGUUCUCUUCCUCGUCGGCGAGCUGGUGACUUGCUCUCCCUCUUUCCGCUGUUACUGGGUUUGAUCAGAUAGGCUUCACCGUCACCCGACACAGCCAUUGUCGAGAUGCAGCAGGCGGCCGACUGCCCCACCUUCAAGCUCGUCAUCGUCGGCUAUGGAGGAACCGGUGACCACACCCCUCUCUCUCUCUCUCUCUCUCUCUCUCUCUCUGAGUUUGCCAGUAGAGGUCGGGAAGCGGUACUCUCAGUGCCAAAGAAGAGAAGCUAUAUGAAUGACCAAGCAGCCCAUUGAGAGGGGAAAGAAGUAUAUGGGUGACUACCAAUAUACUUGCUGGGGUGUUGAUUCAUCAUUUAUACAUAUCAAUGCAACCUUAAAUACAUGCAGAGUAGUAGAAGUGUCACCAAAGUACCACAAGUGACUAGUAAAGAUUAUCUUGUUCAAUUUUGAGAUCCGUUUCAAGUUCAUAAAUGAAAAUUGAGUGACAAACUUCCUGUCAUGUGCAUCGGAGCAUGUAUAACUUCAGCCAAUGUCAAUAUUUCAUCUAAAACUAUUAGACCUUUGAUCAAAUUACUCAAGAAAACACAAAAACCUUCAAUUUCGGAGGAUCAUUGAUACACUUCUAACUAAAUUAGAAAAGUGGAAGCAUCAUGCAAUCCAACAUAGUCAUUUAUUCCACAUAGGCAUAUAAUACUCCCACAGACAUUAAAACUCAUGCCACUACUGUUGCAUGAAUUUCACGAUUAAACAAUCAAUGGUCACUUUGAUUUUCAACUAACAUAUCUCUAGCUCAAAUGCAACGUUUGAUGGAUGAGAAUAAAAGAGCAAGUGUAGCCAUGACGAUAUAUACAACUUAUCAAGACAAAAAGGUGGACACUCUCUUACCAAUAAGACUCCUCCAGCCACUACUAAGACCAUAGAGAAUCUACAAGGAUAUCACAAUAGAUUUCAUCAAAGGCUUACCCUCUUUCGAUGACUAGAAUGAUGUCAUGGCCAUUGUAGAUCGCUUCAGUAAGCAUGUGCAUUCUGCAGCUCUUGGACAUUUACUUUCUAGUUAUGUCAUAGUAGAAAUCUUCAUAUGACAUCAUCCAUUUGCAUAAGUUUUCAGCGUCAAUUAUGACAUACUAUGACCACAUCUUCAUGAGCAACUUGUAACAAGCUCUAUUCCAUCAACAAGGCACAACACUCUAGUGGGCAAGUGCUUCUCAUAUGCAGAUCGACGACUAGUUGGACGUGGUCAAUCGUGGACUAGAAAUGUACCUUUGCCACUUUGUCAGAGAACAUCCUAAGUAAUGACAUAAAUGACUUUCUUGAGGGGGGGGAGGGGGGAAUCUAGUUCAACACGAAUUACAACUGCUUCAUGGGAACCACCCAUUUCCAUAUCGUCUAUGGAGGAUGCCAUGCACCAACUCAAGCAAUACUUGGAGCAUGCGCAAUCAAGGAUGAAGGCAUUUGUGAACCGUCAAUGACGUGAGCUCGAGUUUGAUGUCAGAGACUAGGUCUACCUUUGUCUCCAGCCAUUCAAAAUCAUAGGGCGUAUUGGGCCAGUCGCCUACCAGCAAAAACGCUUAUCAGCCUGUGUCCACCUUGUCUUCCACGUGAGGACAAUGAAACAUUUGCAACAUUACUAGUAAACGACGAGCUGCGCUGGAUGGCAGAGCCAAGUGCCCUCUAGGACAUCCAGCAUCGUGCUAGUGGGCCGGAACUCUUAAUCCAAUGGGAUGACCUGAAGCCCUUGAAAGAAAUGUGGGAACCUGCUCGAGACAUCCUCUAACAGUUUCCGAAUUUCUAACUUGAGAGCAAGGUACGAGAAUUAGGGGAGAAUAUUAUUGAGUCCUUAGUGGCCACAGGUGGUCCAAGUGGAAGGCGCUCGCCUCAAACCCAAGCCAAUCUAAACAAGGAGUAGGAUCUGACUGGACGGGUGGCGAGCAGCAAACCAAGAAGAGACCACGAAUCAACUGAAACAUAUCCCGUGAAUGAUGGUGGUACGACAGAUCUAACAUGAUAGGUUGUGCGGGGGACGGACGGAUCCAGUGAUGUCCCACGAUAAUCUCAAGACCCAACCAAGAUGGAUAACAUUAAGUACCACGUUCCAUUAGAUGUAGCCAUUAGACUGGAACUUAGAGACAUGUCUGAUGGAGAUGGGGAAGCGGUUUUCUCAAGGCCAAAGAAGAGCGGUUAUAUGAAUAACUAAACAGCAAAUCAUGGGGGGUAGGAAGUAUAUCAGUGACUCCGUCUAGAGUUGGAGAUUGGCCAUCUCACAUCGGCUACCUCGAGACCUAGGAAGUCUCAGUUCCCCUUUCCCUAUCUUCCUUGUAUUACCAAGUGAUCUUCCUUUGUACAUUUUUCAAUAGGUCAGGUUAUUUUAUGGAACCAGUCUUCGUUAUCUCAAUUUUAUUCGUCGGAGAGCCCUCAUCAGUGGCCUCAUCCAUUAAUCGGACUUCAUCUUUCAGGGAAGACUACGUUUGCCAUGAGGCAUCUGACUGGGGAGUUUGAAAAGAAAUACGAGCUUAUGCCUCUUUUUCACCAGUUUCGGGUAGAAGGGCAUCUACCCAUCUCCUCAAUGUUUUCUUCUUUUUUUUUUUGCAGCAACCAUUGAGGUUGAGGUCCACCCCUUGGACUUGUUCACGAACCGUGAGAAGAUCCGCUUCAAACUCUUGGGACACGGCUGGGCAGGAGAAAUUCGGCGGCCUCAAGGAUGGGUACUAGUAAGUCUUCCAUUCUUGAUUGCUUUGAGAUCUGAGAUGUCGGUCUGUGCGGUGGAUGAUCGGCGACGACGUCAAGACCAUGGUCAGGAACAAAGUCGCCGUCAAGAACAACCAGGUGAAUGCGAAGAAGGUGACCUUCCACCGGAAUAAAAACCUCCAGUACUACGAGAUUUCCACGAAGAGCAAUUUCAACUUCGAUAAGCCCUUCCUCUAUCUGGCCAGAAAAUUCGCCGGGUGAGGAGAAGAACAUCCGCAUCUGACUGUCCUCCCAUCCUGUUUCAACCCCAUAGAAGACUUGGGUCCCUGAAUUCUGCUGCGUUGACCUGGCCAGGGACCCAAGUCUUCAUUGUUGUGGGGUCUCCUGCCCUCGCUCCCCCCCGAGGUUCAGAUCGACUUGGAUGCCCAACGACUGUAAGUACAUCGAAGCUCCUCCAACCCACCGCCACACAAAUCUUCAUUGUUGUGGGGUCUCCUGCCCUCCCUCAUCUCUGCAGGCACGAGGCCGACCUAGCCGCCGCCGCUCAUCCGCUCCCGGAUGAAGACGACGACGCCUUCGAUUAG